Messenger RNA from Microtus oregoni (creeping vole), 2542 nucleotides. RefSeq names its product NOP2 nucleolar protein (gene Nop2). Gene Ontology annotation, biological process: maturation of LSU-rRNA; rRNA base methylation. The record is from RefSeq and is a predicted model, not a curated record. Gene Ontology annotation, molecular function: rRNA (cytosine-C5-)-methyltransferase activity; RNA binding. NCBI's taxonomy places the organism in Eukaryota, Metazoa, Chordata, Mammalia, Rodentia, Cricetidae. Gene Ontology annotation, cellular component: nucleolus. The transcript is spliced from 16 exons. The coding region runs from base 95 to 2455 and encodes 786 amino acids.
GUACACUUUGUCGGCUCGCUGUCUGGGACCGCUUCCCCGAGUGCACGUGGAGAGGGCCUUUGCUGGAGCCGCUUAGUCUCCGGGAGCCAGCACCAUGGGGCGUAAAUUGGACCCUACGAAGAAGGAGAAGCGUGGACCUGGCCGAAAAGCCCGGAAACAGAAGGGUGCAGAGACCGAACUGGUUAGGUUCCUGCCUGCAGCUGGUGAUGAGAAUUUCAAGAGGCUGUCUAGUCGUGCUCGGAAAAGGGCAGCCAAGAGGCGGUUCAGGUCUGUUGAAGUCUCUAAGUCAAAUAAGUCUCCUAGAAUCGAAACAUUGCCUGGAGCGCUAUCGAAAGGAGCAGUUCAGGCUCGAGGUAAGAAGCGCCCAGCACCAGCUGAAAACAGUGAUGGGGAUGAGGAGGAAGAAUCUGAGGAGGAGGCUGUGGCAAACCAGGGAGACCUCUGGGGCUCUGAGGACAGUGAUGCCGAUAUGGUGGAUGACUAUGGAGCGGACUCUGGCUCGGAGGAUGAAGAGGGAAAGUUGCUGCCCAUCGAAAGAGCCGCUCUGAAGCAGAAGUCGCGGGAGGCUGCCGCUGGGGGUCAGUGGAGUGAGGAGGAGACGGAUGAAGAGGAAGAUGAUGUUCCCCCUGAGUCCGGUCCCCCAAAGGCUGGCAGAGCAGAGGGGGAUUUGCAGAUCAAUGUGGAGGAUGAGGAAGCCUUUGUGCUGCCCCCUGCUGGGAAAGUGGAGCAGGAUGCCCAGGCUCCAGACCUGCAAGGAGUUCACAAGCGGAUCCAGGAUAUAGUGGAGGUGCUUCGGAAUUUUGGGGCUCAGCGGGAAGAAGGACGGUCUCGUUCCGAGUAUCUGAAUCAGCUUCAGAAGGAUCUGGCCACUUACUAUUCAUAUGGAGACUUCCUGCUGGGCAAACUCAUGGAGAUCUUCCCUCUGUCUGAGUUGAUAGAGUUCUUAGAAGCCAAUGAGGUGCCCCGGCCAGUCACCCUUCGGACCAACACCUUGAAAACUCGUCGCAGAGACCUUGCUCAGGCUCUAAUCAAUCGUGGAGUUAAUCUGGAUCCCUUGGGAAAGUGGUCAAAGUCUGGACUUGUGGUCUAUGACUCUUCGGUGCCUAUUGGCGCUACUCCCGAGUAUCUGGCCGGGCACUAUAUGCUGCAGGGAGCCUCAAGCAUGUUACCUGUCAUGGCCCUGGCGCCUCAGGAGCAUGAGCGGAUCUUAGACAUGUGUUGUGCUCCUGGAGGGAAGACCAGCUACAUAGCUCAGCUGAUGAAGAACACCGGAGUGAUCCUUGCCAAUGAUGUCAGUGCUGAGCGACUCAAGAGUGUCGUGGGCAACCUGCAUCGCUUGGGCGUCACCAACACCAUCAUCAGCCACUACGACGGACGCCAGUUCCCCAAGGUGGUGGGGGGCUUUGACCGAGUGCUGCUGGAUGCUCCCUGCAGUGGCACAGGAGUCAUCUCCAAGGACCCUGCAGUGAAGACGAACAAGGAUGAGAAGGAUGUCCUACGCUGUGCCCACCUUCAGAAGGAACUGCUGCUCAGUGCUAUUGACUCUGUCAAUGCGGCCUCCAAGACCGGGGGCUACCUGGUCUACUGUACCUGUUCCAUUACGGUGGAGGAGAAUGAGUGGGUGGUAGACUACGCCUUGAAAAAGAGGAAUGUGCGACUGGUGCCCACUGGCCUGGACUUUGGCCAGGAAGGUUUUACCCGCUUUCGAGAAAGGCGCUUUCACCCGACUCUGCGUUCCACCCGACGCUUCUACCCUCACACUCACAACAUGGAUGGUUUUUUUAUUGCCAAGUUCAAGAAGUUUUCCAAUUCUGUUCCCCAGCCCCACGCAGGAAACACAGCAGCAGCUACCCCUACGGAGCCUGAGCUGAAGGAUCAAGUCCCCCCCACGUCUGAGAACAGUAGUCAGCCAGCCAAGAGAGCUGGUGGGGCACCAAAGCAGCAGCUGGGGAAACAGCAGCGUUCCAGAAAGCCCUUCCACAAGAUGAAUGGCACCUCCAAAGGGCCAAGCUCAAAAUCCACUGUCCCUUCUGUCCCAAAAGCCCAAGUGUCUGCCAGGCCCCAGGAGAGUGGCCAGCCUGGUGGAAAAGCUGGAGUGGAGAGGAAACUAAAGCGAAGAGGAUCUAAACCAAAGUCCUCCAAGGAAGCUGCUCUCUCAAAGCACAAAGCCCCUCCCAACCGUGUGGACUCACCUGCUGUGCCGCCACCCUCUGAGAAUUCCAUGGCCCCAAGGCGUAAGGACUGCAGUCAAUCCCUUGGGAUAACCAAAACGAUUGAAAAAGGAAAGCAACAGUUUCCAGGACAGCCUGCCAAGAGAGCUGCUUCCCUAAAAGAGGAUGGUGCCCCCAAGGGACCCUCAGUCCCCACUGGGUCCCCCCACAGUUCCACCAGGCCCCCACCAGCAAAAAGGAGGAAAUCUGUGACAAAGGGCAGCAGCCAGCCACUGUUGUCUUAGAUGGACUUGCAAAGCAGACUCUUACAUCCUUCUGCAGUGAUGGCCUCCCUACCGUGCAUACAUAUGAAAUUUAAUAUACAUAUUUUC